Molecule: messenger RNA, 2124 nt
Organism: Staurois parvus
Lineage: Eukaryota; Metazoa; Chordata; Amphibia; Anura; Ranidae
Source: the annotation of a GenBank genome assembly
AUGAGAGAAAUAAAACUUAGAAUAAACCUACUACUUGGACUUAUUUUUGCUGCAGUUGCGCACUCUACUCAGAAAAAACUUGAUUGCCCACAACUGUGCACAUGUGAAGUUCGACCAUGGUUUACGCCAAAAUCCAUUUACAUUGAAGCCCUUACAGUGGAUUGCAAUGCAUUAAAUCUUAACAGCAUCCCAGAGAGGUUACCUGCAAAUACACAGAUCUUACUUUUACAAGCAAACAACAUUGAAGAAGUUAAGGAUGCAGAUCAUUUUCCAGUAAAUCUUACAGGGCUGGAUUUAUCCCAGAACAAUCUGUCCUCCAUGAUCAAUAUCAAUUUCACAAAUGCCCAUCAGAUACUUUCUGUGUACCUUGAAGAAAAUAAGUUAGUAGAACUGACUGAGGAUUGCUUUUCUGGGCUGCAAAAUUUACAAGAGCUCUACAUUAACCAUAAUCUAAUAUCCACAAUUUCACCAAAUGCAUUUGUUGGGGUGGGCAAUUUACUCAGACUACACCUUAAUUCAAAUAGAUUGCAGGUGGUUCAGAGACAAUGGUUUGAAGCUAUGCCACGUCUAGAGAUCCUUAUGAUUGGUGAAAAUCCAAUAGUCAAAAUGGAAGAUUUGAACUUUAAGCCUCUUAUCAAUUUGCGCAGCUUGGUUUUAGCAGGAAUAAAUCUCACAGAAAUUCCUGAUAAUGUUUUUACAGGUCUUGAAAAUUUGGAAAGCAUUUCUUUUUAUGACAACAGAUUUAUUAAUGUCCCCUCAAUUGCUCUUCAGAAGGUUCUGAAUCUUAAAUUUUUGGAUCUGAAUAAAAAUCCCAUUAGGAGGAUACAAAGGGGAGAUUUUAGCAAUAUGUUACACUUGAAGGAGCUAGGCAUUAAUAACAUGCCUGAUCUAGUUUCAAUAGAUAGUCUAGCCAUUGAGAACUUGCCUGAACUCAGAAAAAUAGAGGCAACGAAUAAUCCCAAAUUAGCAUACAUUCACCCCAAUGCUUUCUACAGACUCCCUAAGCUGGAAACCCUUAUGCUCAACAGCAAUUCCCUUAGUGCCCUUUAUCAGAGUACUAUAGAAGCCUUGCCUAACCUUAAGGAAAUAAGCAUACACAGCAACCCUAUCAGAUGUGACUGUGUAAAUCGCUGGAUAAACAUGAAUAAAACCAAUAUACGAUUUAUGGAAACUGAUUCCUUAUUUUGUGUUGAUCCUCCUGAAUUCCAUGGACAAAACGUCAGGUAUAUACAUUUUAGGGAAAUGAUGGAAAUAUGUUUACCAUUAAUUGCUCCUCAAAGCUUUCCAUCAGAUUUGGAUAUGAAGACUGGUAGUUCAGUGUCACUACACUGUAGAGCAACAGCAGAACCUGAGCCAGAAAUUUACUGGAUUACACCUUCAGGCUCUAAACUUCAACCAAAUACUGUUUCUGGGCAAUUUUAUGUUAAUUCUGAAGGUACCUUGGAAAUUAAUAAUAUAAGCAUCCUAGAAGCUGGACUAUAUACAUGUGUAGCUAAAAACCUAGUUGGUGCGGAUUUAAAAACAAUUAUUGUCACGGUGGACGGUUCUUUGCCAGAAGAGGUCAAUGAAUCUAUCAAUAUCGAUAUUAAGGAAGUUCAGACCAAUUCUAUCAUGGUUUCUUGGAAAUCAACAUCAAAGAUUUUUAAAUCCAGUGUACAGUGGACUGCCUUCAUGAAUGCACAAUCCACCAAAAUUGCACAGAACGUUCGGAUGCCAUCAGAUAUAAAACAAUACAAUUUAACACGCCUCAGUCCACUCACAGAGUACACCAUUUGCAUUGAUGUACCAACUAUCUAUGAACAAAUUGAAAAGCAGUGCAUAAAUGUCACCACUAAAGGACCAGACACCAUGUCUAAACAUAAUGAAACCUUUAAUUCUUCUGCAAUGAUUAUCAUCUUGGGAGGUCUGUUUGGAAUCAUUAGUGUUUCAUACUUUUUCAACUAUAUAUCUUUACAUUUGAGAGGAAACACUGAUCAAAAAUAUUCCAGGAAUCUUCUACAGACACCAACAUUUGCUUAUAAUGACCUAUAUCCUCCUUUGUUGAGUCUUUGGAAUGUCGGCAAAGAAAGCACAACUCUUGAGGUCAAAUCUACAGUUAUACAAGUACCAAGUCUCAUCCCAUAA